CCCGGUCCCGGCCGCCCGGCCGCCGGGAGGGGGCCGCGCUGGGGGUCCCCGGCCGGCACCCGCCCCGCGCCGCGCUCACCCCCGAGAGGAUGCUGCUUCCAACUUGGAUCGGGGAGGAGGAAAACGGAGAGAAAAGGAAAGGGGAAGAAGCGGCGCGGCCACGUCUCGCGGUGGCCGCCGGCUGCGCAGGAGCGAGGCGGGAGGCGAGGUGA
Rangifer tarandus platyrhynchus (Svalbard reindeer) is the source of this 212-nucleotide messenger RNA. The record is from the annotation of a GenBank genome assembly. NCBI's taxonomy places the organism in Eukaryota, Metazoa, Chordata, Mammalia, Artiodactyla, Cervidae.